GUCGCGCUGCUGCCGGGACGGCGCCUUGGGCGGCGGCGAGCGGGGCUGGCGCGGGGCCGCUGGCGAUGAGGGCGCUGGUGUUGCUGCUGGCGCUGCUGGCGCGCGGCUGGGGCGCACGGUGCCCGGCGCGCUGCGACGUGUCGCGGUGCCCGAGCCCCGGCUGCCCCAGCGGCUACGUGCCCGACGGCUGCAACUGCUGCUUGGUGUGCGCGGCGGGCGAGGGCGAGGCGUGCGGCCGCCCCGAGGACCCGCCGUGCGGAGACGACCUCACGUGCCGCUUCCCCGCUGCCGCGGGCCAGAGCCAGGGCCGGGGCGUGUGCCAGUGCAAGCUCCGCGCGCCGGUGUGCGGCAGCGACGGCAGGACGUACGCCAAUGGGUGCCGCCUCAAGAGCGCCGAGCGCCAGGCUCUGCAGCAGGGGCUGCCGCCCGUCGUGCAGGUCCAGAAGGGCGCCUGCGGAGCCGAUCAUCAACAGCCAAACAGCCCAAGGUAUAAGUUUAACUUCAUUGCAGAUGUGGUGGAGAAGAUUGCACCAGCAGUUGUACAUAUAGAACUUUUCUUAAGGCAUCCUCUGUUUGGCCGGAAUGUUCCUCUUUCCAGUGGAUCUGGGUUUAUUGUGUCAGAUGCAGGUUUAAUUGUAACCAACGCCCAUGUGGUGUCAAGCAGCUCCACAGUCACCGGGCGACAACGAUUGAAAAUCCAGCUGCAGAAUGGAGAUACAUACGAUGCAACAAUCAAAGACAUUGAUAAGAAAUCUGAUAUAGCGACAAUAAAGAUUAAUCCAUGGAAAAAAUUGCCUGUCCUUGCCAUCGGCCUGUCUGGUGAUCUGAGGCCGGGUGAAUUUGUUGUGGCCAUUGGGAGUCCCUUUGCUUUGCAGAACACAGUGACAACAGGGAUUGUCAGUACAGCCCAGCGGGAUGGCAAAGAGCUUGGCUUGAAGGAUUCUGACAUGGAUUAUGUUCAGACAGAUGCUAUCAUCAAUUAUGGAAACUCAGGAGGACCUCUGGUAAACUUGGAUGGAGAAGUGAUAGGCAUCAAUACAUUAAAGGUUGCUGCAGGAAUUUCCUUUGCUAUUCCUUCCGAUCGCAUUGCUCGAUUCCUCUCGGAGAAUUCUGACAAAGAAAGUAAAGAUAUGAAAAAAAGGUUUAUUGGAAUAAGGAUGCUGACAAUAACGCCUGUACUAGUGGAAGAACUUAAGCUUGAUGAUCCAGAUUUUCCAGAUGUCAGUAGUGGAAUUUAUGUGCAUGAAGUUGUUCCAAAUUCUCCAUCUCAUAGAGGUGGGAUUAAGGAUGGAGAUAUCAUUGUUAAGGUGAAUGGGCGUCCAUUGGAGACUUCUGCUGACCUGCAAGAUGCAGUAAUGAAUGAAUCACCUCUACUACUUGAAGUUAGAAGGGGAAACGAUGACUUGUUGUUUAACAUAGAACCUGAAGUGCUUAUGUAAAACAAACUGAGGAAGAUCAUUGCAACACAAUUAAACUCAUUUAUUCUGGAACAUCAGAUACCUCCUUUACAAUGUUAGUAAUAGCACCUUGUGUUGACUGAUGACAAGGUGGAUUGACAUAACUGCCUGAGCCAGGGCUGUACCUGACAGUCAACAACCUCACGACUUCAAGACAAGUUCCUUUUGGUAGUUCUGCAUAUUGAAUUUCAUAUAGUGUACGACUGUUGUAUAUGGAAGCAGUGAAAUGUAGAAAAAAUGAUUCUUAUAGAAUUAUUGCCUGAUAUAAAAGCAAAACAAUGUGCAAAACAAAGCUAAAACUUUGAGAAACUGCACAAUUUUUCAGGGUUUUAUAAAUGAUUUUUUUUCAUUGCAUUAAGAAAGCAUUAUUGUACAAAUUAUAUACUUAUGACAAGUACUGUAUGUUCUACUGUACAAAGAUUAAAGUUUACACAACUGAAAAGUUUUCUCUUAAUUCUGUUUAGCUAUUAUUUCCUAGUACUAUUGCUAUGAAAAGAAGCACUAUACAACAACCCACCUGAGCCCUCAAUAGAAGUGCUAUACUAGGACAACAAGGGCUAUAUCACUCACGUUUGAGCUUAAGCCAUUGCCAAAGAGGAGUAUAGGACUUGUAAUGCUAGCUGGAGCCGGUGUCCUUUGGGACGAAGGGCAGGAUAUUUAUUCAACAAAUUAAUAAAUAAUUCUAUAUAGUAUCUCUGUUCUGGAUUCACUAGAGGGAAGGGUGAAAACAAGGGUGCACAUCUGUCGCUACUGUUCACUAAGUGUCUGUUGCGCAGUAAAAUGUUCUGUUUUCCCAAGAAAAAUAAUAGAACCAUAGAAUUUUAGGCACCAGCAAAAAUGUUUCUCCUUAACCACGCCUUUGGCUAGUCUCUGUCUUUCUAAAUGUGUUUGUGGAAAGGGAUGUUAUUGGUUUGUUUUUGGUUUUGGAUCUUAUUUUCUUAUUUUGUGUUCUCAUCUUGUACUUUUAUGUCAUGAACUGCCCUGUGAUCUGUGGACGAAGGGUAGUAUACAGACUUAAUAAAUAGUAGUAGUAGUAGAAGUAGUAAUAACUAAUAGAAUUGUAG
Messenger RNA from Zootoca vivipara (common lizard), 2521 nucleotides. RefSeq names its product HtrA serine peptidase 3 (gene HTRA3). Lineage: Eukaryota; Metazoa; Chordata; Lepidosauria; Squamata; Lacertidae. Gene Ontology annotation, molecular function: protein binding; serine-type endopeptidase activity. Gene Ontology annotation, biological process: proteolysis. Gene Ontology annotation, cellular component: extracellular region. The record is from RefSeq and is a predicted model, not a curated record.